Molecule: messenger RNA, 2713 nt
Organism: Setaria italica (foxtail millet)
Lineage: Eukaryota; Viridiplantae; Streptophyta; Magnoliopsida; Poales; Poaceae
Product: probable LRR receptor-like serine/threonine-protein kinase At2g16250
Exons: 4
Coding region: 1-2304 (767 amino acids)
Biological process (GO): protein phosphorylation
Molecular function (GO): ATP binding; protein binding; protein kinase activity
Source: RefSeq, a predicted model, not a curated record
AUGAUGCGCGCGCGCGGGCUCUGGGCGCUGCUGCUGCUCGUUGCGCUCGUGGCGGCGGCGGCGGCGCCCGGUGCGGUGCUGGCGCAGGGGAACCUGACGUCGCGGUCGGAUCUCCGGGGGCUGUACGCGCUGCGGGGCUCACUCGGCCUGCGGGCGCGGGACUGGCCGCGGCAUGCGGACCCGUGCACGGCGUGGGCGGGCGUCGGCUGCCGCGGCGGCCGCGUCGUGUCGCUCGCGCUCGCCGGCCUCCGCCGCACGCGGCUGGGCCGCCUGAAUCCGCGCUUUGAAGUCGACGGGCUGCGGAACCUCACUCAGCUCGAGGUUUUCAACGCGGCGGGGUUCGGGCUCCCCGGCUCCAUCCCGGCGUGGCUCGGCGACGGGCUCGCGCCCACCUUCCAGUCCCUCGACAUCUCCGCCUGCAACGUCUCGGGGGAGAUCCCCGCCUCGGCGCUUGCGGGGCUCACGCGGCUCAGGACCCUCAACCUCUCGGGCAAUGCGUUCUCGGGCGCGCUGCCUGUUGCGGUCUGGUCGCUCCCGGGGCUCAGCGUUCUCGACGUCUCUCGGGCCAACCUCACCGGCCCAUUGCCCACGACAGGGAUUUCGCUGCCAGCCAAUGCGCAGGUGGUGGAUCUGUCGGAGAACCUCUUCUAUGGCAUCGUACCGGAGGCCUUCCGCCGGCUGUUCGCCCAGGUGCUGCUGACCAAUAUCUCUGGAAACUACUUUGACGGCAAGCUAAGUGUGCCCGAUAGUGGUGGUGGGAAUGUGUCUUCUGAGUUGAAUUGCUUCCUUGAUGCUCCGGAACAGCGUACCCAGGCUGAUUGCCAGCAGUUCUAUGCCAGUCGUGGGUUGCCGUAUGAUGGGCCAGUUACCCCACCCGCGCCACAGCCUGCUCCUGCACCGGCAAUGAAGAAGAAGCACAAGAAUCUGAGGUACAUACUGAUCGGGGCCAUAGGCGGAGGCCUCCUGCUGAUAGCUGCGGUGGCAGCGGUUGUGUUCUGCAUUGCGUGUUCUGGGAGGAGGACGAAUGAUCAGAGGGAAAGUGGGGCACCGCCAAGUGCGCCAUCAGGAGUGUCAGCUACUGGUGCGGUUGCAGCUACUGGUGGCACGCAGCCUUCUGCAUUGCCUGCAAACACGGCGAAAGUUGGUGACUCGUUUGCUUAUGACCAACUGGCCAAUGCAACCUCAGGAUUCGGGGAAGAGAGGCUAAUCAAGCAUGGUCACUCAGGUGAUCUAUACCAUGGGGUGCUCCAAGAUGGGACUGCUGUGGUGGUGAAGAGGAUCACUGCACGCGUGGCUCGUAAGGAUGCCUAUCUGGCAGAGUUAGAUUUGUUUGCGAAAGGAUUGCAUGAAAGGCUGGUGCCAUUCCUGGGGCAUUGUCUUGAUAAAGAAGAAGAAAAGGUUCUUGUGUAUAGGUUUGUUCGAAACGGUGACUUGUCGAGUGCACUGCACCGAAAAUCAAGGGAGGAAGAUGAGGGCAUGCAAUCUUUGGACUGGAUAAAGAGGUUGAAGAUUGCAACAGGGGUGGCUGAGGCUCUUUGCUAUCUGCACCAUGAGUGUACUCCACCGAUGGUUCACAGGGAUGUGCAAGCCAGCAGCGUCCUUCUUGAUGAUAAAUUUGAUGUGCGCCUCGGUAGCUUGAGCGAGGUGUGUCCUCAAGAAGGGGAGGGUCACCAAAACGUCAUCACAAAGCUGUUGAGAUUUUCUUCGGCGGCAGAUCAAGGUUCUUCUGGUUCUCCGUCUGCAACUUGCUCAUAUGAUGUCUAUUGCUUUGGAAAAGUUUUACUGGAGCUGGUGACAGGAAGACUUGGCAUCAGUGCAUCGAACGAUGCUGCUACAAGCGAAUGGCUUGAUACCACGCUGCGGUAUGUCAAUAUUUAUGAGAAGGAGCUUAUGAGCAAGAUCAUUGAUCCAACACUUAUCAUUGAUGAGGACCAUCUGGAGGAAGUCUGGGCAAUGGCAAUUGUCGCCAAGUCCUGCUUGAAUCCACGGUCUUCCAAACGCCCGCCGAUGAAGUACAUCCUAAAAGCACUAGAGAACCCCUUGAAGGUGGUUCGGGAAGAUAAUGGUUCCAGCUCAGCCAGGUUGAGAGCAACAUCAUCACGGGGUUCUUGGAAUGCUGCACUCUUUGGGAGUUGGCGGCAUAGCUCGUCUGAUAUAGGUCCUUCAAGGGAUGACAACAUUCUGAAACGAUCAGAGACAAUCAAGUCGUCUGGUGGGAGCAACGGUGAUCAUUCUUCCUCCCGCAGGAGGCAAUCCAAGGAGAUCUUCCCUGAGCCAUCCGGCUCACGUGACACCGAGGAUUAAUGAGAAAAGAGGAUUUUUCUUUCUGAUCAUUUGGGUAAAGGGAGGAUAUCCAUGGAGGGCUAUACUGGAGCUCUGCUGGCAGCUUCUGAUAGAUUUCAUUCGUCCAAAAAGUCAGGAAUGUGAAUUCUCUCCUUGUCAAUGGCUUCACAGCAGCACUGGCGCCAUGGUAAUCAUUUUUGGGGGAAGAAGUAGCGGAUGGUAUGGUGUACCUUGGUUGAGGACAAUGGCGUGCGGUCGGUGGUAGUCAGAUUCUUUCACUGUUGGAAGUCUGGUGUCUCUCUUCCGUCUAUUUUCUUUUUUUUCCCUCUCCUCUCGAUUAAAGAAAGAAUGGCGAGCUGAUUCUUUUUCUUCUCCCUACUGUAAUUGAUUGCUUCAUUGUUGAUCAUAGUAGAAAUGUUCGUUUUAUUCA